GACGACUCUCUCAACCGGCUGUUUAGUUGUGAGCGGGCGGCUCGCGAUGUCGCACCACUAUGACACCACCGCACAGUUUUGCGAUACGAGAUUUGUUACCAGAAGCGUCGUCCAGAUCCCCGUCCCCUUCCGACACAGAGCUCGACGUCACCGGCACGGAGACGCCGCCGCCCGGCUCCUCGAAGGAAACGAACGACGAGAAAAAGAAGAACGAGAAGCCAGCGUACAGCUACAACGCCCUCAUCAUGAUGGCGAUACGAAGCAGCCCCGAGAAGAGGCUCACACUGAACGGCAUUUAUGAAUACAUAAUGAAGAAUUUCCCGUACUACAAGGAGAACAAGCAAGGUUGGCAGAACUCGAUUCGGCACAACUUGAGUCUGAAUAAGUGUUUCGUGAAAGUGCCCCGGCACUACGACGACCCGGGGAAGGGGAAUUACUGGAUGUUGGAUCCGUCGUCGGACGACGUGUUCAUAGGAGGUACGACGGGCAAGCUGAGGCGGCGGUCGACGGCCGCGUCGAGGUCCAGGCUGGCGGCGUUCAAAAGAGGCGCGAUCCUGCAUCCGAUGUUCGGGAACCCUUACGCGUCUCUAGUGGGUCUGUACCCGCCUCUGCUGUCGGUGUACGGGCGGUACGCGUUGCCUAGUCCCCUGCUGCGGCUGCCUCCGCCGCCGCCGAGUCCCUACCACCAGUUGUACCGGAGGAUACAUGGUCUCGCGCCGUCGGUGAGCCCGCCCGCGCCCGAGCCGGACUCUCGCCUGGUGAAACACAGUUGAUAGAAGAGUGUUAGUAGCGUGGAGCCUCUAGAGGGAUAUCCGGUGCUAUCCCCGUGACGGCACGGUCCGAAGACUGUCGUGCAGUGAUGGAGUCGUGACAAACUGUGAUAGGUACGUGGUCGUCGUGUAUUAUAUACGAAAUAGUAUUUGUAAAUAGUGGUCGUACUAUUUAUUAUUGUCGUAAGAUAUUUAAUGAUUAAUAAAUAAGAUUUAAUAUAAGUAUAUUGGAUGAAAUAAACAAAUUUACAAGCGAAUAUCGCUUGAAAAAUAU
Galleria mellonella (greater wax moth) is the source of this 1044-nucleotide messenger RNA. RefSeq names its product fork head domain transcription factor slp2-like. The transcript has a single exon. NCBI's taxonomy places the organism in Eukaryota, Metazoa, Arthropoda, Insecta, Lepidoptera, Pyralidae. Gene Ontology annotation, molecular function: DNA-binding transcription factor activity; sequence-specific double-stranded DNA binding. Bases 60 to 773 code for a protein of 237 amino acids. Gene Ontology annotation, cellular component: nucleus. Gene Ontology annotation, biological process: regulation of transcription by RNA polymerase II. The record is from RefSeq and is a predicted model, not a curated record.